Molecule: messenger RNA, 1428 nt
Organism: Anarrhichthys ocellatus (wolf-eel)
Lineage: Eukaryota; Metazoa; Chordata; Actinopteri; Perciformes; Anarhichadidae
Product: protein NLRC3-like
Exons: 3
Molecular function (GO): protein binding
Source: RefSeq, a predicted model, not a curated record
GCUACAGUUCUGGACCACAUGUGGACUACAGACCAGAGAGGAGCACUGCCCAAGACCCUGACUGACAUGUAUUCACACUUCCUGAUGGUCCAGACAAAGAGGAAGAAGCAGAAGUACCACGAGGGACAUGAGACGAGUCCUCAGGAGCUGACAGAGGCUGACAAGGAAGUUCUUCUGAAGCUGGGGAGGCUGGCGUUUGAACAUCUGGAGAAAGGAAACAUCAUGUUCUACCAAGAAGACCUGGAGCAGUGUGGUCUUGAUGUCACGGAGGCCUCGGUGUUCUCAGGAGUUUGUACUGAGAUCUUCAAAAGAGAGAGUGUGAUCUUUCAGAAAACAGUCUACUGCUUUGUUCAUCUGAGUGUUCAAGAGUUUCUGGCUGCAGUCUACAUGUUCCACUGUUUCACAAACAAGAAGACAGAGGUACUGAAGGACUUCAUGGAGAGGGAUGAUUACCCAACCCUGGAGGACUUCCUGGGGAGAGCCAUUAAGAAAUCCCUCAAAAGUAAAAAUGGCCACCUGGACCUGUUUGUCCGCUUCCUUUAUGGCCUCUCUCUGGAGUCCAACCAGAGACUCUUAGGAGGCCUGCUGGGUCGGACGGACAACAGUCCAAAAAUCAUGCAGAGAGCCAUCAACAACCUGAAGGAGAUGAACAGUUAUCAAAUCUCUCCUGACAGAAGCAUCAACAUCUUCCACUGUCUGACGGAGAUGAACGACCACUCGGUGCAUCAGGAGAUCCAAGAGUUCCUGAAGUCGGACAACCGAUCGGAGAAGGAACUCUCAGAGAUCCACUGCUCAGCUCUGGCCUACAUGCUGCAGAUGUCAGAGGAGGUUCUGGAUGAGUUUGACCUGAAGAAGUUCAAGACCUCAGAUGAGGGGCGACGGAGACUCAUUCCAGCUGUGAGGAACUGCAGGAAAGCUGUACUUCGUGACUGUGAACUUUCGGAGACUCACUGUGAAGUCAUUGCCUCAGCUCUGAAGUCCAACCCGUCACAUCUGAGAGAGUUGGACCUGAGUCAAAACAUCAGCCUGCCGGCUUCAGGAGUGGAGCUGCUGUCUGCUGGACUGGAGAGUCCACACUGUAGGCUGGAGACUCUGAGACUGAGUAACUGCUGGUUGUCAGAGGUCAGCUGCUCUUCUCUGGUCUCAGCUCUGAAGUCCAACCCGUCACCUCUGAGAGAGCUGGACCUGAGUGGAAACAACCUGAAGGAUUCAGGAGUGAAGCUGCUGUGUGACCUUCUGGAGAGUCCAGACUGCAGACUGGAGACUCUGAGGUCAGUCCAACAUUCUUUACUCCUGUGCAGACAUAAAGCUAUUAUAGAUAUUAUACUGAUCUUAAAGGGUCCUCUUGUACACGACGGCCCCAAAUUUGGGGGCUCUCGGGCUUAUGCCGUGUUCACACCAAACGCAAAUUCGCGUCCAUCGCGCCGC